CUCAGAGGAGAUCGAGAAAGAAACACGAUCAACUGCACCAGCAUACAAACGUUGCAACGAAAAAAGCUGGGACUAUUCGACCUUGACAGUAGAUUUUUAGCUUCAGAAGAAAAACUUUAGAAGUAGAAAUGAAAAUGAACCAGAUGGUAUUUGUAGUUUUGACCGUUGUCUUUGCCACCAUGACAGAGCUGAGUCUGGGAGCAAGUCUGGGAGGCCUUGGAGUGGAGCCUCGUUGUCGAUGCAUUGGGACGGAAAGCCGGCGAAUUGGGAAACUGAUAGAGAGUGUGGCGCUUUUCCCUCCCACUCCUCACUGUGAAGACACUGAGAUCAUUGCAACUCUGAAGAGCACCGGUCAGGAGAUCUGCUUGGACACCACAGCCCCAUGGGUGAAGAAGGUCAUUGAGAAGAUCCUAGCAAACAGAAGACGUUGAGUCUUGAGGAGGAUUGAAUAUUGCUAUUCCAGCCAAGCCACAUCAGCACACUGGAUGGCGUCAAUCAACAACUGAAGUGAUUUGAUGUGCAUCUGAACAAACUAGAUUUUUAAAUAUUAUGCCAGUACAAAGGCACAUUUCUAUUUAUUCUUGAAUAUUUAUUUAUUCUUUAUUCUUUAUUGUUAUAUUAAAUUAUGACACAUUAUUUAUUCUCACGUUUUUGUAUCUGCCUGUGUUGUAGCAGGCUUAUCCUGAGUUCUGAGAAUGCUUGAUCACCCUGAAGAAUCACCACGUUUUUUGUAACGUUUUUACUGUUUACACA
Engraulis encrasicolus (European anchovy) is the source of this 753-nucleotide messenger RNA. RefSeq names its product interleukin-8-like. Gene Ontology annotation, molecular function: chemokine activity. The transcript is spliced from 4 exons. Gene Ontology annotation, cellular component: extracellular region. Lineage: Eukaryota; Metazoa; Chordata; Actinopteri; Clupeiformes; Engraulidae. The record is from RefSeq and is a predicted model, not a curated record. Bases 129 to 431 code for a protein of 100 amino acids. Gene Ontology annotation, biological process: defense response; immune response; chemotaxis.